CUCCUCCUCUUCUUUAUCAGUCUCUAUCUUAGUUCUAUCUCCUACAUAAACUCCUGCUAUGAAGUUAAUUAUAUCUGGGUUUACCUUGCUAUCCUUUAAAACUUCUAUUAACUUAUCUCUUCUUACACUAUCAUAGGCCUUUGCAAAAUCUAUCGAGAUUACUAUCAAUGGUUUCCUCAUCUUAUAUGCUCCUUCUGCACAAUAUCUUAGAAUAAAUAGGUUGUUUUCUAUCCGGCUUCCCUCUGUGAAUCCUGCCUGUGUAUCCUUACCUAUACCAUUUAUCCUUAUGUGGUCUUCCAAGCUAGUUCUAAUCACAGCCAUCAUUAGCUUGUACCCUACAUUCGUCAGAGCUAUUGGCCUUAGUUCUUUAACCUUUGGUCUACACUUCUUUGGUAACAUGACUGUCCUAGAGUCCCUCCAUCCCUCUGGUAUCCUCCCUGUCUCUAAUACUGCCCCAAGGUCUUCAACCAACACCUUCCGUAAUACUUUACUUUUGGCAAAUUCUUUGUACAUUUCUGGCUUUAUUUUGUCUGUUCCAACUGCUUUUUUAUUCUUCAUUCUAUUGCUACAUUUAAUUACUCUAUCUUCCCUUAUGCUUUCUUCUUCCAGAUAGAUGAAUCCCCCCUUCACCCUUCUUGUCAUUUCCAUGUGUUCUCUCACUUCUAUUCCACAUUUUUCAGUGUGCUGCCACCCCACUGCCCUCAGUUCACUAAUAUCCUCCAACCUUACAGCCUCCAUCUUUCUUAUCCUUAAUUUCCUUUGUUAUCUUCUCCUCUUGUUUGUACAUUUCCUUCCUUAUCUUUAAUUGUACCUUUGUUCUUUGUUCUACAUAUAAUUUUUUCCACCUUUCUUCCUCUUCUUUGCAUUUUGCAUUUCUCCUAUUCCUGUUUAACUUCUUCCUUUCUUUUAUUUCUUUCCUUAUUUCCUCGUUUAUCCAUGCUGGUUCCUCGCCGUCCCCUAGCUUUUUCUCUCUUCUUCAAUAUACACUUUUUAGCACUGCAUCUGCUGUUUCUCUCAUUUUUUUCUCCAGAGUUCUCCUAUACUGUCCACCUUAUUCCUCAUCACACUUUCUUCUAGCUUUUUCCUAAAGUUUUCUAGCAAUGAUUUAUCUGUUUUAUAGUACUCCCUCUCAAUCCAUUCAUUUUUCUUGAACUCCCUCUUUUUUUCUUUUGCCCUUAAUUCCACCUCUAUCAGGUUAUGGUCUGAAAGAUCAUAUCCUUCCUUUUUUUCACUUAUCUUCAUUUUAUGGAACCUAUUGUACACCUUGUCUGUCACCAAUACAUAGUCUAUUACACUCUGCUGUCCAUCUCGGCUCCAUGUCACUUCUCCCUCACACCUCUCGUCAUCAUUUAACAUAAUCAAUCCAUAUUUUUCCAGCCAUUGUAUAAUCACUUCCCCAUUCCUGUUUACUUUUUGUGUUCCCUUGAACCCCACAUGUCCAUUAAAGUCACCCAUUAUCAUCAAAGGCUCUGAGUUUUCCUCUAUUAUUUUUUCAAUUUCUUGUGUUAUUUCCUUGUUUCUCUCAACAUCACUAACACUAAAGUAGACUAACACUAACCUAACCUCCCAUUUUCCUAUUUUUCCUAUUGUGUGUAAUACGUCCUUCCAGGGAGGCAUCAUUGCGCAAUGUCGAUAUUACACCUAUGCCAUCUAGCGAGCCGACGCCAGGAUGCUCACAGAGUUCCGUUCAGUUUUCCUGCCGACUAGGAAAUGCCAGGUGUAAAGCCGCCUUUAACACCUGGCAAUUCCUAGUCGGCAAUACCGGCGCGGCUGCAUUUUUGGUCUGGGUCUGGGUCUGGGAGCAUUAUCGCGGCAAGUUCUCUGCACUGCAGCUGAGCGUGUCAGUCUUGUAUUGCCGACUGGCGGCUGAGUUCAACAUGUUGGCGCCAAUAAAACAAGAAAUGACAGAUACAGACAACAAGAUUUGGAGCCAGGAGGCCGAGGUGGCAUUACUAGAAGAAGUGAGGCAGCAUAGAUACUUGUGGGACCCACAAGAUAAGCUGUAUGAGAAGCUGAGUCUACGCAAAACAACUUUUGAGAGAGUGGCAGCAACAUCCGAGAAAUGUUUGUCUGCGAGAUAUCAAAGGAGUUCGCUUCCUCGCUCGUUCACCUCUGCCAACAUCUGCCUGCACGCCCCUGUCUUGCUAUGGCCCCCUCUGCCCUGCCAUGGCCCCCCCUGCCCUGCCAUGGCCCUCCCCUUGCCCUGCCAUGGCCUCCCCCUGCCCUUCUAUGCCCCCCUCCUGCCUGGUCUUAUGGUGAGGCUGUCAGGUGCGGAGCCCAGCAGGUGUGGUGUCCCUCCUCAAGCGUGGCGUCAGGGUGGAGAGCGAGAUACUCUCUCUUGCUCUCAGCAGUCACAGGAAAGAGUUCAGCCAGCCCGCAUUCUUCAGGAGCAGUCUGUCAUGCUGUUCCAUUCUGUUCUGAUGGAGAAGAGAAGAUUGUAACUUAUAAUGGGUGAGUUGACUUGUAAUAAACUUGAUAACACUCCAAUAGGUUUAUUCAUCAGAUAAUUCCUCUUACCCCAAGCAGACCGACAGCCUCAGAUGCACUUUAGUAUAUAAUAACUUAAACCUUAUGGAAAGUAACACUUUGACAAUUCAGAGUGAAUAUGUGUGGUGCUGCCUGAUCAGCCAUUACGAUCUAUUACCACCAAAAACUGUAAGAGAUUUAUAGCAAUACAAAUCAUAAUGUUGGUAUGUAUAAAAUAUUUCCUUAAAAAUAUCUUAUUAUGAUUAAAAAUCCUGUAUUAGUAAGAAACUCACCAAUAAAAACUUGGAAAACA
Messenger RNA from Eriocheir sinensis (Chinese mitten crab), 2779 nucleotides. RefSeq lists its product as uncharacterized. The coding region runs from base 1644 to 2441 and encodes 265 amino acids. Lineage: Eukaryota; Metazoa; Arthropoda; Malacostraca; Decapoda; Varunidae. The record is from RefSeq and is a predicted model, not a curated record. The transcript has 3 exons.